Peronospora farinosa is the source of this 1590-nucleotide messenger RNA. NCBI's taxonomy places the organism in Eukaryota, Oomycota, Peronosporomycetes, Peronosporales, Peronosporaceae. The record is from the annotation of a GenBank genome assembly.
AUGAAUCAUGUGACGUGGUCUGUGGUUGUCCUGUUUUUAUUUACUACGUCAAUUGCUCAAGUUGUACACCCGACAAGUCGUGUAGCUCCAGUUACAGAAGCGUCGGAACAACUAGCAAUAGCAUCGUGUGGUCCACGCAUUCGAAAGUCAUGGGAACAGCUGCUACCACAGGAAAAGGAUGUUUACUUGCGUGCAAUUGCAAGAUCCAUGGAUGACGGAUAUUAUAUUAAGUUUAUAGAGAUUCAUACGGAACAAAUGACAACGGCUGAAGCGCACAACACGUGCAUGUUCGUCUACUGGCACCGUUUGUUGCUUUUAGGUUUUGAAAAUAUGUUACGGAGCUAUGGUGGAGAGUUUUCUUGUAUUACUGUACCAUACUGGAACUAUGUUGACGACAAUCAGCGCUACAUGAUGGGUGGAUGUCGCAGCAUGGAAGAGUGCUCGUUGCUCUUGCGCGACUUUGGUGGAUCCUUGAAUGGAGUUACUCGCUCUGUCACGGUCAACGGAUCCCCCGUCAGCGGAACCUGCGUCACGACAUCGCCUUUAGAUCAUUUUUGUGAGGCCACACACCUUAGUGCAGAAAACUGUGCACGCUGUGUACCUCGGGGCAGCUGGUUAAACUCCCCCUUUCCGCCGACGACAACUGUGAGCUCACUUGUUCGUCAGCUAUUCGCGACUCCGACUAUUGCUGGCGUCGUGACCAACCUCGAGCUGGGUAUCCAUAAUACUAUCCAUAGCACGCUUUCAGGGGUUAUGGGCGUCUUGGAAGCGCCAUCUGACCCGAUUUUCUUUUCGCACCAUGCCACGAUUGAUCUGCUGCAUUCUAUCUACUACAAGUGUGUUGUGGGUAAUACCGUGCCAAUUCCGUUGGAGCAGAAGUUAAGAGAUCCUCGCGUGUACACAGAAUGCCCGCGACGUCAGCCACUUCCAGUGGACUCGGUGGAUCAAAACAUCCUUUACCCGGGAUCUACCGUCUUGCUACGCACGGGUGAAGAAGGAGUGAACCCCUUGUCAGUGUUUUCGCGGUUUAACACCCUGGCUCCGUUCUUCACAGCUCUACCUUCAGAGUAUUUGAGUUUCUCGGACAUUCGCGACCUUGGUGUCUUUAGCUACAACUAUGAGAUGACAGGGUUGCUGGCCGAAAUGUUUACGACAUGCCCUGGUGCUGGGAUGGAUCCCAACGCGGGUAGUUUGUCAGUCCGCCAUCUUGUAAGCUCCGUAAACGCCACGGAAGGUAAGUCGGCGUUUGUGGAAGCAGUGAUCGUCCCUAACAAUAGGACGGUGGAUGCUUGGUACAGCGAGGCGCUGGCAGCAGCAUCGAACAGUUCGUCGAUUGAGACCGUGAUGGUAGAUGCUACACAAAACGCACUCGAGGCGAUCAAAGAUGUGGAGAAGAUGACCUGCGUGUUCUAUGACGAGUGCCGUGACGGAGUGUAUGAUUUCAGUGAUGGUUUUCGUCGAAGCUUUCAAGCAAGUGGGUCGUCGCCGUGCACCACCAUUCUCGCCAACAUUAAAAGUGGUCUUGACCAUAUUCGAACGCCUAACUGGCGGUCUAUCUUUUUGCGUCACAUGAAGUGUGAUCGUACAUGA